This is a messenger RNA of Rhodotorula graminis WP1, 852 nucleotides long. RefSeq lists its product as uncharacterized. Gene Ontology annotation, biological process: microtubule-based movement; mitotic spindle assembly. The annotation marks the transcript as partial. Gene Ontology annotation, cellular component: nucleus; spindle microtubule. The transcript is spliced from 5 exons. Gene Ontology annotation, molecular function: plus-end-directed microtubule motor activity; microtubule binding; ATP binding. NCBI's taxonomy places the organism in Eukaryota, Fungi, Basidiomycota, Microbotryomycetes, Sporidiobolales, Sporidiobolaceae. The record is from RefSeq and is a predicted model, not a curated record.
AAGCCCAUCCUCCAGCAGGUGCUCCAGGGCUACAACUGCACCAUCUUCGCCUACGGCCAGACUGGCACCGGCAAGACCUACACGAUGGAGGGCAACCUGUCACCGUAUCAUGGAACGUUCCACCCGGACGCCGGCAUCAUCCCGCGCACGCUGUACUCGCUGUUCGACCGCCUUGUCGAGAGCAAGUGCGAGUACUCGGUGCGCUGCUCGUUCAUCGAGCUCUACAACGAGGAGCUGCGCGACCUCAACUCGCCCGACUCUGCCGACCUGGCGCUCCGCAUCUACGAGGAGACCAAGAACGGCUCGACCGGCGUCGUCAUCCAGGGCCUCGAGGAGACGUUCAUCAACAGCGCCGAGGACGGCCUGCGUGUGCUGCGGCGCGGCAGCGAGCGGCGCCAGAUCGCGGCGACCAACUGCAACGAGCGCUCGAGCCGGUCGCACUCGAUCUUCACCAUCAACGUCCACAUCAAGGACAACUCGAAGGAGGGCCAGGACGUGCUCAAGGUCGGCAAGCUCAACCUCGUCGACCUCGCCGGGUCCGAGAACGUCGGGCGCAGCGGCGCCGUCCAGGGCCGGGCGCGCGAAGCCGGCAUGAUCAACGCGAGCCUGCUCGCCCUCGGUCGCGUCAUCAACCAGCUCGCCGACAAGACCGACUCGACCAAGAAGCAGCACAUCGCCUACCGGUCCUCGAAGCUCACUCGCCUCCUGCAAGACUCGCUCGGCGGCCGCACCAAGACGACCAUCAUCGCGACCAUCUCGCCCGUCAGCUACGAGGAGACGGCGUCGACCCUGUCGUACGCGCACCAGGCCAAGUCGAUCCAGAACCGGCCCGAGGUCAACCAGCGCGUGUCG